GCUCUCUUCUAGUCACGGAUCCAGCUUUUUACAGCUCCCUUGUCGACCAUGAGGAGUCCAGCGAGCAAUGAGACUACACCUCUCCGAGUGGUCCCAAGACCUACACGCGUCACAACGGGAGAGACAGUUCUGCGUCUCUCCGGCGACUUUUCAAUCGACAUUGACAACUCGAGCAGCUUGAAGAGCAGUAUUCCCAGAGAUCUGGAGCAAGCGAUACACCACACCACUGCUACACUACACAAGAACCGCCAUCGGUAUCUAUCUCCACAACGUGGAGCGGAGUUUUUGAUUUCUGGCACUCAACAUACUGAGAUUCAAAAGUUGAUCCUAUCUCUUAAUGGGAAUGGAAAGCCGCGAAGUAUUGCGCACGACGCUGUACUUCCAGUGGAAGAUCGAGUAGCAGCUGAGCGAUACGAGCUGGAACUGGCCACCGAUGGAUCUGCACAUAUCGAAGCGGACACUUCACUUGGCCUGUAUCGAGGGCUCACGACGUUUCAACAACUAUUCUUUUACUCCGGAGGCAAAGAUGGCUUCCAGUACACUCCUCAUGCACCGAUCAAUAUCGAAGACCAGCCAGCAUUCGGCUGGCGAGCGGUCCUGCUCGAUACGUCAAGAAAUUGGUUUGGAGAGGAGGCUCUGCUUAAAAUGUUGGACACCAUGGCGCUGAUCAAAAUGAACGUAUUUCAUUGGCAUAUCACCGACUCCAAUUCCUGGCCAUUAGGCUUGGACGACUUCCCAGAGCUUGCCGGGAAGGGGGCUUAUAGUCCUGAGGAGGUCUAUCAACAAAAGCAGAUACAAAAGAUCGUCCUGUACGCGAAUGCGAGAGGAAUUGAUGUGGUACCGGAAAUCGACAUGCCUGGUCACACGGCAAUCAUUGCCGAGUCACAUCCCGAGCUCAUCGCAGGAUAUCAGCGCACACCAUUCGUCAAAUACGCCCAUCAACCUCCAGCAGGACAGCUUCGGUUCGCGGACGAUAAAGUGACAGAGUGGACCAAAGGACUAUUGCAAUCUGCCGUUACCGUGUUCAGCAGUCCGUACUUUGGAACUGGCGGAGAUGAGCUCAACACCACGUGUAUGAUGGAAGAUGAGGAGACUGCCACAACACUCAAAAGCAAAGGGUGGACGCUCGAGAAGGCUCUGGACAAUUUCACUGAACAGACUCACGCCGUGGUAAGAGCGAACAAGAAGACGCCUUUGGUCUGGCAGGAAAUGGUUCUGACUCACGGCGAUCUCCCAUCGGUGAAAAAAGAUACGCUGGUGUCCAUCUGGAUAGACAGCAAGGAUGCCGCCAAGGUCCUCGCAAAGGGUUUCAGAAUCGUGCACGCCGCAGCCGAUUACUUCUAUCUUGAUCAAGGACAAGGUGGGUGGUUAGGUGAGGAAGGAGGCGGAGACUCGUGGCAAGGACCGUACAAGUCUUGGCAGAAGAUGUACUCGUUUGACCCGUACAAAGAUGUCGAGGAAGGCAAACGCAAGCUGGUCAUGGGUGGACAGUGCUCGCUUUGGGCAGAGCAGACGGACGAGACAAACUUGGAGACUGUUCUCUGGCCUCGAGCAGCUGCAGUAGCCGAGUUAUUCUGGACAGGCGCUGGUGCAGAGGGCUACCCAAGGAGCUCUGUCGAGGCCUUCCCUAGGAUGCACGAUGUACGAUUCAGGAUGGUGGAUAGGGGCGUGCGCGCUAUUCCUCUGCAGCCAUACUGGUCUGCCUUACGUCCAGGCACGACCAACAAGUAGACUAGACACUUGGGACCGAUCGGAUGCAACAGUCAGUCCUGCG
Molecule: messenger RNA, 1774 nt
Organism: Kockovaella imperatae
Lineage: Eukaryota; Fungi; Basidiomycota; Tremellomycetes; Tremellales; Cuniculitremaceae
Product: putative beta-hexosaminidase precursor
Exons: 10
Coding region: 49-1731 (560 amino acids)
Biological process (GO): carbohydrate metabolic process; glycosaminoglycan metabolic process
Cellular component (GO): membrane
Molecular function (GO): beta-N-acetylhexosaminidase activity
Source: RefSeq, a predicted model, not a curated record